Messenger RNA from Schistosoma spindalis, 675 nucleotides. Lineage: Eukaryota; Metazoa; Platyhelminthes; Trematoda; Strigeidida; Schistosomatidae. The record is from the annotation of a GenBank genome assembly.
AUGUUAUUGUCAAGUGAAUCUUGGACGAAAAUAUUUAUCUUGUGCAAUUGUAGUUUUGUAGUGUUCGGUAUUGUUCUGUUAGGACUCGGAAUUCAUCCACAAAUCAUUUUAAGUCAAUUCAGUACUAUUUUACAGUGUACGAAACCUGCGAUCUUCCUGGCUGUAAGUAUCUCAGGAGGUCUUAGUGUAUUGGGAUCGUUUUUUGGAAUUUACGGUUACUUAAACAAACGGAAAGUAAUCGUUUAUUUGAAUAUUUUCGUUCUGCUUGUCGUGACUUGUAUGUGGAUCGGAAUGGCAUUUAAAGUAGCUUUAACAGAGGACAGGUUCUUUUUGUCAGCUGAUAGCUUGCUAAGUUCCGCUGUUAAACAAUAUGCCAAACGAAUUGACUAUCAAAUAGAGUUUGAUCAUUUACAAAUGAGUUUUUUCUGCUGUGGAGCGAAAUCAUACAAAGACUAUCCAAUUAUUGAGAGAAUAAUAAAAACACCUGAUUCAUGUACGUACGGUAAACUCGAAUUUCCCAGAGGAUGUGUAUCAGCGAUAAUUGAAUAUACACAAACUUAUCUAAAUAUAAUCAUGUAUCUGUGUUUCACAUUCGGGAUUAUUCAAGCUGUCUACUUGAUCUUGUCAAUUAUUAGAAUACGUAAAUUUGAAAGUGAAAAUUUUCUAUCUGCAUAA